Dipodomys ordii (Ord's kangaroo rat) is the source of this 2371-nucleotide messenger RNA. It is a transcript of the gene Tbc1d25, whose product is annotated as TBC1 domain family, member 25. Gene Ontology annotation, molecular function: GTPase activator activity. The record is from RefSeq and is a predicted model, not a curated record. Gene Ontology annotation, cellular component: autophagosome. The transcript is spliced from 6 exons. NCBI's taxonomy places the organism in Eukaryota, Metazoa, Chordata, Mammalia, Rodentia, Heteromyidae. Bases 82 to 2133 code for a protein of 683 amino acids. Gene Ontology annotation, biological process: regulation of autophagosome maturation; activation of GTPase activity.
UGCCCUCACUGUAGGUUACGUGUGUAAAGGUUGGGGGGGGGCAAAGGGGUCAAACGUCACCCUGAGGCAGGUGGAGGCGGGAUGGCAACGGCCUCCGGGUCCUCAGAUUUUGCCAGCCCCGGAGUGCCCCCGCCCGGUGGGAGACUUCAGACUGAGGAGGAAGAACGAGAGGUGGUCCGAGUACGAGUGAAGAAAUGUGAAAACUUCUUGCCACCUGAAUAUCGAUCUUUUGCCUUAGACCCACAGAUCACCUCACUGGAUGUAUUACAGCACAUUCUUAUGCGAGCUUUUGACUUGAACGGGAAGAAGAACUUUGGCAUCAGCUACCUAGUUCGAGAUCGCCUAGGACAGGAAGCUUACUCCUCCUUACUGUCUGAUUGGGACCUGAGUACAGCUUUCUCCACUGCCUCCAAACCUCACCUGCAGUUACGUGUAGACAUUCGACCCUCAGAGGACAGCCCAUUACUGGAAGACUGGGAUAUAAUCAGCCCCAAAGAUGUGAUUGGUUCUGACGUACUACUAUCUGAGAAACGGUCAUCGCUGACAGCUGCUCUGCCUUUUACACAGUCUAUCCUCUCUCAGGUGGGCCGUACCUUAUCUAGGGUUCAACAGGUGCUAAGCUGGUCAUAUGGAGAAGAUGUGAAACCCUUUAAACCACCACUGAACGAUGCUGAGUUUCACACAUAUCUGAACCAUGAAGGCCAGCUCUCUCGUCCAGAAGAGUUGCGCUUGCGGAUCUAUCAUGGCGGUGUGGAGCCCUCACUGCGAAAGGUGGUGUGGCGCUACCUACUUAACGUAUACCCAGACGGGCUGACAGGCCGUGAGCGGAUGGACUACAUGAAACGCAAGAGCCGUGAGUAUGAGCAGCUCAAGAGUGAGUGGGCCCAGCGAGCAAGCCCUGAGGACCUGGAAUUCAUCCGCAGCACAGUCCUCAAGGAUGUGCUACGCACAGAUCGCGCCCACCCCUACUAUGCAGGGCCUGAGGAUGGCCCACAUCUGCGGGCCCUUCAUGACCUGCUUACCACCUAUGCGGUUACCCACCCACAGGUGUCCUACUGCCAGGGUAUGAGUGACCUGGCAUCCCCUAUCCUUGCUGUCAUGGACCACGAAGGCCAUGCCUUUGUAUGUUUUUGUGGCAUAAUGAAGCGCCUGGCCGCCAACUUCCAUCCUGAUGGCCGUGCCAUGGCCACCAAAUUUGCCCACCUUAAGCUACUCUUACGACAUGCUGACCCUGACUUCUACCAGUAUCUGCUCGAAGCAGGAGCUGAUGAUCUCUUCUUUUGUUACCGUUGGCUAUUGCUGGAGCUCAAGAGAGAGUUUGCCUUCGAUGAUGCCCUCCGCAUGCUUGAGGUCACUUGGAGCUCAUUGCCCCCUGAUCCUCCUGAACAUGAAGUAGAGCUCGUUGGACCCCCUAGCCACGUGACAGAUACUGGCUUUGGUGGCCACAGAGGGAGGCCAGUUCGACAGAGGCACAUGCUAAGGCCUGCUGGUGGAGAAGGCAGUGCCUUCGAAGAUGCUGUUCGCCACUUGGCCAAAUCCAGCCAAGAGCCUGGUGGUGGGGGGCGUCUCCUGAGACAAGCUAGCCUGGAUGGCCUCCAGCAACUCAGGGAUACCAUGGGUCCCAUGACGGACCCUUUGGUCCACCUACCCCACCCCUCUGCCCUCAUCAAUUCUAAGUCCCUCUCCGAACCCUUGCUAAAUUCCCCAGAUCCAUUGCUCUCCUCCUCUUCCCGCCCUGACUCUCCAUCUUCCUCAUCUCCACCAUCUACCCAGGAAGCCUCUCCCACUGGUGACAUAACCAUAGGAUCCCCCUUGAUGCACGAGGUAGGCACUCCAAGACACUCUGGGAAAUCCUUGCCAUUGUCAUCUCCAGUGGGCCUCCCCCCACCCCAAGAGUUUGGUCGGGGGAAUCCAUUCAUGCUCUUCCUCUGCCUGGCCAUCUUGCUGGAGCACCGAGAUCACAUCAUGCGCAAUGGGCUAGAUUACAACGAGCUGGCCAUGCACUUUGACCGCCUUGUACGAAAACAUCACCUAGGGCGCGUCUUGCGCAGGGCUAAAUCUCUGUUUGCUGAUUACCUGCAGUCUGAGGUUUGGGACUCAGAGGAGGGGGCAGAGGCCACAGCUUCAUUUUGAUCAAUCUCCAUCCCACCAGUUCAUCAAUCCCACCUAUCUCCCUACUUCCCAUGUGGGCCUAAAGUGAGAUAUCACCUCCCUGCCUGCCAUCCGAAGACCUGUUGGAGCCUAGUGGCCUCUCUUCUCAGGUUUUAAGGGGGGGAGGGGGCUGCUUUGCCAUUGCCCCAAUAGAGGCCAUGGCCUCUUUUGUCUGUUUUUAUCACUGCGUUUUUAAACAACUCCACUUUGCCCACAUGAA